AUGGCUAGCAAAAAACUCAGUGAAAAAUUGCCACAACCUGGAGAAUUCAUUAUCACUAAAAAAGGCGAAUAUGAGUCAAUAAAAUUAUUGGGAAAAGGUGGCUUUGGAGCAGUAUAUGAAGUAAAACGCGUAUCGGAUUCUGCUGCUUUUGCGAUGAAAUGUGAACUGAUGGAUGUUAGAAAACGGGUAUUAUUAAUGGAUUGCACAGUUUUACGUGGUGCACAAUCACUUGGAAGCAAACAUUUUUGCGAGAUUAUCGAUCGUGGGAAGCAACCUGAUCGUUUUAGAUUUAUCAUUAUGAAAUUGGUUGGUCGAAAUUUAUGGGAUCUAAGGGUGGAACGACCGGAACAACGUUUCACGUUAAAUACAGCAUUGAAAGCAGCGGAACAAUGUUUGGAAUCAAUAGAGCAUUUACAUACUGUUGGAUUUUUACAUCGAGAUAUCAAACCAGGCAAUUUUGCAAUUGGACGGCCAGAAGUCAAGGAACAUCACACCAUUUUUAUGCUUGACUUCGGGUUAUGUAGACAAUUCAGUUCUGGUAGCAAAGAUUUACGGUUGCCUCGUGUUUCUGCUCCAUUUCGUGGUACAACUCGUUAUGCGUCAAUUGCUGCGCUGCGACAAAUGGAACAAUCACGAAAAGAUGACGUUGAAUCAUGGCUUUAUAUUACCGUUGAAUGGACUGCUGGUUCUUUGCCAUGGAGAAAGCUGAAGGGACUUGAUAAAGAAGAGGUACUACAAUGGAAGGAAGAGGUACGUGAAGGUGAAGCAAUGGUUGAUUUUUUUAAGCAAUGUCCCAGACGUGAAUUUUCGACAAUAAUGAAAUACAUUGAUUCAUUAGAAUAUGAAAGUAUACCAGAUUACGAUCAUAUUUAUUACUGUAUACAACAUGCUGCUAAGAUAUCAGAUGAUCCGCUUGACUGGGAUCCGGAUCAUAAAUAUCAUGGACCAACUAUAAAUUUGAUUGAAAGACAAGCUAAACAAGCAAAAUAUCAACGACAUCUGGUUACAGCAAGAACACAACUUUCUAAUUGA
This is a messenger RNA of Cercopithifilaria johnstoni, 1032 nucleotides long. The record is from the annotation of a GenBank genome assembly. NCBI's taxonomy places the organism in Eukaryota, Metazoa, Nematoda, Chromadorea, Rhabditida, Onchocercidae.